AUGAGCUCCCACGAAUAUCCUUCCUCAAAUAUGAGAGCGCCACUAGCACAGGACGUGACAGCCAAUUUGCUGCCUUUGGUACCCAGACCGGAGGACAGAGGAAGGAGACGCUCGAGAUCGAAUGCGCUUUCGUACGUUCCGCGCGAGAUACCGCCAAGGUCACAUUUCCACCAUACGGAAUUUACGGCGAACCCUCACGCCCCAGCACAAUUUUCGCGGCGCCGCGAGCCCCAGUCAGACGAAGAGGAACGGGAAAGUGCGAGGGAGUCAAAGCGCUACGCUGGUAGUCGCGGUUUCAGCUCUAGUUCUAUCCCAACUCCACUACCGACGACCUCCAGGGCUGAACCAGCCUCCAGCUCUUCGUCUCCCCGCGGAAGCGCGUCCAGAAUGCCUGAUCUCGAAGGCCUCCGCAAAUUGCUUCAGAUGACCAAGAUACGCAAGGCUCCUGGUCCUUCGCCAGAGGAAGUCGUCUCCACGCCCACGAACGCCCAUUCGCAAUCAAGCGACAUCCCCCAGACAAGGCCUCGCACGAACUCCGAGCCCGGCCCACGAGCCUCCGCAGGGAGGAGAAUGGUGGCAAAGCACGUCGUGCCUUAG
Molecule: messenger RNA, 597 nt
Organism: Ascochyta rabiei
Lineage: Eukaryota; Fungi; Ascomycota; Dothideomycetes; Pleosporales; Didymellaceae
Exons: 2
Coding region: 1-597 (198 amino acids)
Source: RefSeq, a predicted model, not a curated record